AUGUCAUCCCACAACGUGGACUUCCUCUUACGGGGUAAUGAACCGGGUAAACAUUAUUCGGAUAACAGUGAUCUUACAUCUCCAUUACCGUCACUGGACAGAAGUACCGGGUCUCCAGAUUCACUGAGGAGUGAAACAAGCAGUGACAGUCCAGUCUCCAUAAUGGAUGCUCUAAAGUCUCUGCAACAUAAGGCAGCCAUUGUCACUGACACCAAAACGGAUUUGGAAAAACCAGAACACUCGUAUAUUGCUCUCAUUUCUAUGGCAAUACUUAGCUCGCAUAAGAAUAGGAUGGUCCUUGGAGAAAUUUACGAGUUUAUUAUGAAAAGAUUUCCUUAUUACAACAACCAACAAAGGGCCUGGAGAAAUAGCAUCCGGCACAACUUGUCCAUCAACGAGUGUUUUAUCAAGAACGGAAGAGCGGACAAUGGCAAAGGUAAUUACUGGUCGAUCCAUCCUGCUUGUGUAGAAGAUUUUUCUAAAGGAGAUUUUCGUCGCCGGCAAGCCAGAAGGCGUGCACGGAAAAGUGUGAAAAAUGUGAACAGGAAUCAAUUUACUGCCACUGAGUACCACUGUAAUGCCCGGUAUAUGCCCAUGACGCCAUCAUCUUUGGGAUAUCAAUCUAUGACGUUAUCACCUGUUGAAUAUCAGCCAAUGACGUCAUACUCACGUGAUUUUCAGCCAAUGACGCCGCCUCCAUUUAGUUUUCAACCUAUGACCUCACCACUGAUAGGGAGCACACCAAUGGCUUCUCCCCUUGGAUACCAGCGGAUGAGGUCACAGGCGUCGAGUCCAUCUCAGUAUGAACCACCAUCGCAUGUGGGAAGCAAACUGUCUGUCUCUUCCAUUGAUUUAAACCAGAAACCCUUCCGAGGCUUAACGACCACCGUGAAAAUGUCUUCCGAGCAGGGACAACUUUCCAUGUCCGCCAUUUAUUAA
This is a messenger RNA of Liolophura sinensis, 939 nucleotides long. Its product is annotated as forkhead box protein D1-like. Lineage: Eukaryota; Metazoa; Mollusca; Polyplacophora; Chitonida; Chitonidae. Gene Ontology annotation, molecular function: DNA-binding transcription factor activity, RNA polymerase II-specific; RNA polymerase II cis-regulatory region sequence-specific DNA binding. Gene Ontology annotation, biological process: cell differentiation; regulation of transcription by RNA polymerase II; anatomical structure morphogenesis. The transcript has a single exon. Bases 1 to 939 code for a protein of 312 amino acids. The record is from RefSeq and is a predicted model, not a curated record.